AUGAUCUUGCCUCGCAGUCGAUUGCGGGAUGCACGUGGUCGGAUACCGAUCUAUUGUAAGCCUGUUUAUCAGCGUCCAAAGGGGUCUGCACAGCCAAAGUCGUCUUCCAUUGGUCGGCCUUCUGUUUUCCUUGGAUGUGGUACCCGCACAUUUAAGCAGACAUUCAUUCAAUGUGGCCUCUUCACCUUUGUCUCCAUAAACACUAUUUUUGUUGGGUCUAUGAUUUGGAGUUAUGAGAAUUGGAGGGCUCGGAUUUCAAAACAUCGGGAUGGUUUCAAAAAAACCCUACGGGAUUUUUUCACAACGAUCGUCGGGAGGCCUCCGAAGCCCUCCGAUAUUUUUUGGGCCAUUGCUCUUGCAAAUUUCAUUAUCUUCAUCUGCAACAAUAGUCGCCAUUAUGGACCCACAUUCCUUCGCUACUUUGCGAAUUCCCCUUAUGGACCCUGGCCAGCAAUGUCCAUGUUCCUCUCAAUAUUCUCUCACCAGAUGUUCUUUCACAUGUUUUUAAACAUGUACGUCCUUAAUAACUUUACGCAACCUCUCGUACGAGUUCUCGGAAUGGAACAAUACUUCGCUGUUUUCCUUAGCGGCGGGAUAUUUGCUUCCUUCCUAAGUGCGUUGGCAAAGGUGGCGCGAGGCUCGCGAGUCCCUUCGAUUGGGGCCAGCGGGGCAGUGUGCGCUGUGUUGGGCGCAUUCUGCAUGCUGGAGCCACACGCGAUGCUCUGUUUACCGCUGGUAGUGAACGUGAUUCCUCACGCCUUUUCUGCGGGUUCUGCCUGCUGGGUCAUUGUCGCCUUCGAGGCCUGUGGUGCUACUUUUCUUGCUCGUCGCUCACCCAUCGACCACGCAGCUCAUCUUGGUGGCCUUCUCUUCGGCAUGUACUAUGGAUUGGAAGGAAAAAAGGUGGUUUUGAAACAUCGCGACGAGGUGAUCAAGGUCUGGCGAACAUUGAAAGGCGAGAGUGGGAAAGCUAGUGAAUAG
Molecule: messenger RNA, 981 nt
Organism: Hydatigera taeniaeformis
Lineage: Eukaryota; Metazoa; Platyhelminthes; Cestoda; Cyclophyllidea; Taeniidae
Source: the annotation of a GenBank genome assembly